Messenger RNA from Talaromyces stipitatus ATCC 10500, 1123 nucleotides. RefSeq lists its product as uncharacterized. The annotation marks the transcript as partial. Lineage: Eukaryota; Fungi; Ascomycota; Eurotiomycetes; Eurotiales; Trichocomaceae. The record is from RefSeq and is a predicted model, not a curated record. Gene Ontology annotation, cellular component: nucleus. Gene Ontology annotation, molecular function: DNA binding. The transcript is spliced from 2 exons.
AUGCCACCAAUUCGCAAAAAAGACCCCCUAAAAUCCACUCAGGAUGAGGGAAAGAUCGAAUUAGCUAUUUCCGAUUUAAAAAAUGGAAGAAUUCGCAGUAUUCGUGAAGCUGCAAGAAUCUAUAUGGUUGCUCGUACAACUCUUCAAGAUCGAAUGAAAGGAGUGCCGUAUCGACAAAUAACACGCGCCAACAACCAUAAAUUGAGUCAAUCUGGGGAGGAUUCGCUUGUCAAAUGGGUGCUUGAUUUAACUAAACGUGGAUUACCGCCCCGGCACUUUCUCGUACGAGAUAUGGCUAAUUAUCUUCUCUCACAACAUGGAGAUCAACGGGUUGGAGAUAAAUGGGUAUAUAAUCUUGUUCAACGUCGCCCAGAGAUUGAAUCCAAAUUCUCACGAAAAUACAACUACGAACGUGCCAAAUGUGAAGAUCCAAAGAUUAUACAAGGCCAUUUUGACCGCGUACGAGAUAUAAUAUCUGAGUACGGCAUCUUACCAGAAGAUAUCUAUAAUUUUGAUGAGACGGGCUUUGCUAUGGGACUCUGCGCAACUGCAAAGGUUAUUACUGGAAGCGAUCGAUAUGCUCGGCCAAAGCUUCUACAGCCUGGGAAUCGAGAAUGGGUGACUGCAAUUGAGGCAAUAAAUUCAACCGGAUGGGCUCUGCCUUCGUACGUAAUUUUCAAAGCAAAGAAAAACGUACGAUUAGGCUGGUUUGAUGAGCUUCCGGAUGAUUGGAGAAUCAAUAUUAGCGACAAUGGCUGGACUACAGAUCAGAUAGGAUUAGAAUGGCUUAAAACCCAUUUUAUUCCUCUUACUAGAGAUCGUACAUUGGGAACAUAUAUUAUGUUGAUUCUUGAUGGCCAUGGAAGCCAUUUGACUGCAGAAUUUGACCGUACAUGUACGGAACAUAAGAUUAUUCCUGUUUCCUUUCCAAGCGCUCGUAUGAUGGCAUAUAAAGCUCAAACUAUCCGGAAUAGCUUCGCAGCCACUGGAUUAGUGCCUUUUAAUCCAGAUCGAGUUCUUCAACAUCUCAAUAUUCAAUUGAAGACUCCAACCCCCCUCCAAGUCGAUCAAGCAAUACAGCAUCAUCCUGCUUACAAACACCUCAAAAUAUACGCCAAUUUGU